This is a messenger RNA of Aphidius gifuensis, 2331 nucleotides long. RefSeq names its product pancreatic lipase-related protein 2-like. The transcript has 7 exons. Lineage: Eukaryota; Metazoa; Arthropoda; Insecta; Hymenoptera; Braconidae. The coding region runs from base 332 to 1951 and encodes 539 amino acids. The record is from RefSeq and is a predicted model, not a curated record. Gene Ontology annotation, biological process: lipid metabolic process. Gene Ontology annotation, molecular function: triacylglycerol lipase activity.
ACGCAUUUUAUUGUUGUCUAUAGUAUAUAUUUCAAUGACGGUGGUGGACCCAUUAAUUACGUGAUAAACAAGACUGACGUACUUCAAUUGGUUUUUCCCAACUGCCAGUAUCAAGCGACAAUGCGUGCCACUCAAGAAUCAGUCAACCAAAAGCUUUCUGACCUCCUCUAUCUCAAUAUUCUUAGCGUAAAAUAACUGAUUAUAUCUGUGAAAAUGUAACUUGAUUGAUGCAAAUUUGACGAAAAAUAAAAAACGUUUUAUUUUAUUAGUAUUUUUUUGUGAAUUUAUAAAUUUUUUUUUCUGUUCUAAAAGUUGUUAUAGUUUUAUAAAAAUGUUUUUAAAUGACACUCUUUUAUUGCUGACAUAUACGGCAAAUAUGAUGGCAACUCUGCCGAAUGAUACGAAGAUCCAAAAUUCUGAUGUCAAGGUUACACAUUUAAAUAUCACGACCACGACCUUGUCACCAGAAGAAGUAGAGAAUAUAUUUGAUUUCGAAGAUGAAUGGUAUAUGUGGCGAUGCUAUCAACCUUUUGGAUGUUUUUACAUUGGUGCACCUUGGUCUGGUGAAAAUAGACCUGUUUCAACAUUUCCAGGCCGACCAGACAGCGUUGAUCCACACUUUAUGCUUUACACUAGAGAACAAAGUGAAAUUCCACAUGAACUUUUCAUCGAUAAUUUUCAAUCAAUAAAAUCUUCACCUUUCAACAAUAAAAUUAAAGUAUUUUUCAUUGUUCAUGGAUAUCUUGAUAAUGGAGACAAAACAUGGGUCAUUAGAACAAAACGUGAAUUAUUAUUACAUGAAGAAUGCAAUGUGGUGGUGGUAAAUUGGAUUGGUGGUGCUGGACCACCAUAUCCACAGGCCGUUGCAAAUACACGACUUGUUGGUGCAAUGACAGCAAGAUUAAUUUCACAAAUAAUUGAAGUUGGUGGUAUUCAGCCUAGUAAUAUUCAUGUAAUUGGACACAGUCUCGGUGCUCAUACUUGUGGAUACAUUGGCUAUCACUUGAGAGUUCAGUAUGGUCAUAAAUUGGGAAAAAUAACUGGAUUGGAUCCAGCAGAACCACACUUUAGCAAUACCUCUCCAAUGGUUCGAUUGGAUCCAACUGAUGCUGAUUUUGUGAUCGCAAUACACACAGAUGGAAGUCCGUUUAUUUCUGGAGGAUUGGGAAUAAGUCAGCCAGUUGCACAUAUUGAUUACUAUCCAAAUGGUGGAAGGAAUCAGCCUGGUUGUAACAAUGGUGUGUUAAAUUCAAUAACUCUCGAACGUGGAAGUUUUUUUAAAGGUAUCAAACGAUUCCUAGGAUGCAAUCACAUUAGAAGUUAUGACUACUUUAUCGAAAGCAUUAACACUCUGUGUCCAUUCCUCGCAGUACCUUGUGGUUCAUGGCAAGAAUUUCAGGAAGGAAAGUGCUUUGAUUGCAUUCAUCAGUAUUGUCCCCGGUUUGGUUUUGAUGCACAUCCUGGUAACUAUCAUGCAUCUGUCUAUCUUGUAACAGCAUCGGAAAAACCAUUCUGCAGAGGGCAAUACAGAGUGAGUCUUAACAUAUCACGAACAAGUGAAUCAGUUGAUCACGGUGGUGAAGUUGGAGUAUUUGUCAUUCGUGUGAUUGGAGCUGGUGAUAAGAUAUCUGAAAAAAUAAAAUUGAGUGAAAAUUCAAAAUUAUAUGAACCAGGAACAACGCACACUGUGGUGUUAGCUGGAGAAAUCGUCGGUAAAAUAGUAGCCGUAGAAAUUACGUUGGAAUAUCAAACUUCUGUUCUCAAUCCAUUGACUUGGCGUUUGCUGCAAAAACCCAAGGCAUACAUCGAUUCAUUAACAAUCGAUAGUUUAGAAUUUGGUGAAGGAAUCACCGUAUGCUCGGAGGAGACAACAGCACUGGUUGCCAAUGAGCCUAGGAUAUUAAGUGGUGAUCAUUGCCCUCAUUCAGAAAGAAAUGUGGUUUCAACGUGAAGCUCCUGUACAAAAAAAAUUUGUUCCUGACAAAUUUACAAUAAAGUUCAUCAAGGAGUCUUAAACUAAUUCAUCAUCAUCAUCAUCAAUUUGUAGAAUUUAUCAUAAAUUUGUUUUAAAUUCUCAUGACUUAAAAUGAGAAAAAGUUUGUUACGUUCGUUAAAAAAAAAAAAAAAAAGAAUUGUGCUGAAAUUUCUACGGUACAUGAUAGUUAUUCUACUGUAAACAAUACUAUAUACUAAAGUGUAUCAAUAAAGAAAUAUCUGUUCGAAAACUAAUUCUCUAAUACAAUGAAAAGACCUUGAACUAUAUUUUAAAAUAUAUAAAUACUACAUCAAAAUUUACAGCAUAAAAAUAUUUAUAUAAGAUCCCGGUCCUUA